This is a messenger RNA of Effrenium voratum, 1845 nucleotides long. The record is from the annotation of a GenBank genome assembly. NCBI's taxonomy places the organism in Eukaryota, Dinophyceae, Suessiales, Symbiodiniaceae.
AUGGCAGUGUUUCACCUUGCAGCGGCCUCUCCGUUUGUCCUGAUGCCAAACAUCAUUCUGCGGGGCUGGCAUCUGUUGUUCGCCUUGUUGAUCGGGUAUUUGAUCUACAAAUUUCCGAUCAAACGCCUGCGCGGUCCGGUCGAUGGUCUUUUCAUUGCCCUGUCCGUGGUGUGUCUUGGCUAUCUGAUUUUCAACCACGCGGAAAUUGUCGUCCGUCCUCCCUGGACCCUUGAGGCUUCGCCGUUCGAACUCUUCGUUGCUAUUGGCACAGUUAUAGCCGUGCUGGAGUUGACGCGGCGAAGCCUUGGCUUGACGAUCUCAGCGCUGUGCGUCGUUUUCAUCGUCUACGGGUUUGUCGGACCAUACCUGCGAUAUGUGGACAUGCUUCGUCCGCUCGCGCAUGGCGGCGUCGGCAUCAAUGAAUUUGUCGACCAGAUGUAUUUCAGCUUCGAGGGCAUAUUUGGUGUCGCCCUCGGUGUUUCGGCCGACUUCAUAUUCCUGUUUGUCGUGUUUGGUGCGUUGUUGCAGGUCAUAGGUGGCGGCGAUUUCUUCGUCAAUGUCACACGUGCAGCCACAGGAGCAACGCGUGGCGGUCCCGCAAAAAUGGCGGUCAUGGCCAGCGCCCUGAUGGGCACCAUGUCUGGCAGCGCGGUAGCCAAUGUCGCCACGACCGGUGCCAUUACAAUCCCGUUGAUGAAAAAACUCGGAUAUCCCAAGGCAUUUGCCGGUGCGGUUGAGGCCGUUGCCUCGACAGGCGGACAGAUCACACCACCCAUCAUGGGCGCGGCAGCUUUUCUGAUGGCGGCGAUCCUGGGUAUCAGCUACCAGGAAGUCAUAACCGCCGCGGCCAUCCCCGCGAUUCUUUUCUUCUUGUCCCUGUUCAUUGCCGUUCACUGGGAAGCUCUCAAGCAGGGCCUUCAACCCAUGGAGCGCAGGCAACGCGGUGCAACCUGGCGGGAAUUCAAGGCCGGCUGGACAUUCCUUCUGCCACUUGUCGUCAUCAUGACAUUUCUUUUGCUUGGCUAUACGCCCAGUCUUUGCGCCUUUUAUGGUGUCAUGGCAACACUGGCGACGCCGUUCCUGCGGCGUAGCACAAUGGUAUCACCGGCUGUUCUCGCCGAAGGGCUAAAACUGGGUGCAAAAGCGGCGGUGGUGGUGGCAAUUGCCUGCGCCUCUGCCGGUAUCAUUGUCGGGAUCGUGCAGAUUUCAGGCCUCGGAUUUCGUUUCAGCAGUCUGGUGAUUUCAUUCGCUGACGGCAAUCUCUACCUGGCACUCGUGCUCGCGAUGUUUGCGGCAUUCGUCUUUGGCAUGGGCAUGCCGACGACACCAGCCUAUAUCAUCCAGGCAACACUGGUGGCCCCUGCCCUUGUGGAUCUGGGGGCGCAACCGCUGGCUGCUCACCUGUUUGUUUUUUAUUAUGCGGUCCUUGGCCAGAUCACGCCUCCCGUAGCGGUCGCCGCAUUUGCAGCAGCACCCAUAGCAGGCACAAGCCCGACCUCGGUUGGAUGGCGUGCCUUCCUGCUGGGUAUCCCUGUCUAUGUCAUUCCGUUCCUGUUUGUUGCCAAUCCUGAGCUCCUUGGCCAGGGAGACUGGUCGAUGUUGUUUCUGGUUCUGGCGCGCUCUGCCUUGGCAAUCAUCUGCCUUGCGAUGGCUGUGACAGGGUGGCUCUGCGGACGCCCUCUCAAGUGGACAGGUCGGACGCUUCUCGUUGGCGCGGCCGUGAUGCUCGUGACACACGAUCCGGCGUUCAAUGCAGCGGCGAUUGUGGUCAUUGCGCUGGUAACUGGACUGCAAAGGCACCGGUUUGGACACAGAUUGAUUGGAAAAGUGGGCAAUGAAGAAUAA